AUGGUCUGCAAGAAAUGCGAGGGUAAAUUGUCGAAGCUCGCGGCGCCGGACCCGUUCACGAAUAGCUCGCAGAGCAUCAAGGAGGGGUCUCGCAAGGUCGGGGAGAAUAAGCUUCUCACGAGGCCGGGCAGCUCGAAAAACAGGUUUCAGCCGUAUCAAGGGAAAUGUAGAGACUGCAAGUCGACCGUCACGCAGAACAAGGCCAAGUACUGUCAUGGAUGCGCAUAUAAGCGGGGUGUAUGUGCGAUAUGUGGCAAGAAGGUGCUGGACACCACGGGUUAUGCGAUGUCGUCGAAGUGAUGCGGUGGGACGGAGCUGGGUUUCUUUCGCGGGCGCGCGGGUGGAUGGACUUUUCAACGUGUUUUAGAAUUGCUAUCUUGUAUGU
Molecule: messenger RNA, 385 nt
Organism: Laetiporus sulphureus 93-53
Lineage: Eukaryota; Fungi; Basidiomycota; Agaricomycetes; Polyporales; Laetiporaceae
Exons: 4
Coding region: 1-300 (99 amino acids)
Biological process (GO): cytoplasmic microtubule organization
Molecular function (GO): microtubule binding
Source: RefSeq, a predicted model, not a curated record